CUAGCUGCUUCGAAAGGCAGCACUCUGCGGUGCGUCUUUGUCGGGAGCGGACGGUGUGAUGGCCGUACGACCGUUAGUACGAGUCGUUUGUCAACGAAAACAUCUCGAAUGAUUCCUUGUUAACCAUUCUUGAAAAUGACGAUAAUUCUCUUUUUAGUCGACACGAGUGCGUCGAUGAAUCAGCGUACAUAUUUGGGGACAUCUUUGAUUGACAUUUCGAAAGCUUCCGUAGAAUCUUUCAUGAAGAUCAGGUCCCGAGAUGCGAACAGCAGAUGGGAUAGAUACAUGCUGCUGACGUUAGAGGACCCGCCGUCUAAUAUAAAGGCGGGUUGGAAAGAAAGUCAUGCAACAUUCAUCAAUGAACUGAAGAAUCUGACAGCUGUAGGCCUUUCAUCACUUGGCCCAUCUCUGAAGCAUGCUUUUGAUCUACUCAACAUCAACCGAAUGCAGAGCGGCAUAGAUACUUAUGGUCAGGGACGGUGUCCAUUUUACCUUGAGCCAGCGGUCAUCAUUGUGAUAACAGAUGGUGGUAAACUGACCACAACAAACGGGGUGCAACCAGAGCUCAACCUCCCCAUGUUGUCCACCGUUCCGGGGUCAGAACUGACCAAGGAGCCGUUUAGAUGGGACCAGCGUAUCUUUGGCUUGGUGCUAAAGAUUCCAGGGAGUGUUCCGAUGGACAUGGGAGGAAAUAUGUACAUCCCUUCAGCAGAAAACCAUCCUCUGGACGCCAUGUGUGAGGUGACUGGAGGGAGGUCGUAUGCGGUGUACACACAGAAGAUGUUGAAUGCCACACUGGACAGUUUGGUACAGAAGGUUCAGAGUGGGGUGGUCAUCAACUUCGAGAAGAUCGGACCAGAGCCUGCACCAAUACUGAUGGAAGGAAAAAUGGAAAUUGUUGACAGCAAUGGAAAUUCAAAAGAAAACCAAGAUGUCAACAAACCCAUACAGCAGGAAAUGGAAGAUGACAAGAAAGCAGUUUUACAACAGAUACAACAGCAGUUACCUGGCAACAACCAAUGGCAGAACUGUAGAAAACUGAUCUACGUUCCCAGGUCAGCACAGAAGGGCUACUCAGUGGGCCAUUGGCCGAUCCCCGAGGCCUACUGGCCGGACAUCGGAAGUGCUACAUUGCCUCCCCGGUCAGCUCAGCCUGUGGUCAAAUUCUGCUGUACAGAUUGUGAACCUAUGGUGAUAGAAAACCUGCCUUUUGAUAAAUAUGAACUAGAACCCUCACCGUUGACCCAGUUUAUCCUUGGGCGAAGACUUCCUAAUUCUUGUUGGCAGGUGUUCAUCAGUAACAGUGCUAAGUACAGUGACACAGGACAUCCAUUUGGUUACCUAAAGGCUAGCAGUGCUCUCACUUGUGUGAACCUCUUCAUUAUGCCGUACAACUACCCAGUUCUUCUGCCUCUUCUUGAUGAACUUUUUAAAGUACAUAAGUUGAAGAUAUGCCCAAAAUGGAGACAGCAGUUUGAAGGAUACAUUAAAACAAUGCCACCGUAUUAUGCUGGGCCAUUACGGCGAGCAUUGGCUCGGAUGGGAGCUCCAAACCUUGUACCGGAUACGAUGGACAAUAACCUCAGCUACACAGUCAUCACCUACUUAAAAAAACUCAAAAACCAGGCCAAGGUAGAGAUGGACAGGUUGAUUGCCUCGGUCGGUCAGAAAGUCCCCCUCAACGAUGGGAUCAAGGUUGACUCGCGGACCAAGACAUCAAUUUUACAAAGAAAAGAUUUCAACCAAUUAUUACAGAAUGUUGGUGGAAAUAUUCAGAGUCUAAAACAGGAACUGACUGACUUCAACACAUUCACAAUGGCUGUCGCCGAUCCAAGCAUUCUUCCCCAGUUCUACCGCAAUCCUUACGACAUUCCACGUUCUCGUUUACUUGACCAAAUCUCACGUAUGAAGAUGAACUUCUUACAGAAAUCCUACAGCAAUACAAAACUUGUAGAUCAUGAUCAAAUGCAUAAUGUUCCUAUACAACAAAUGGGUAAUUACCAAGACUAUUUAAAGAAACAGCCUCCUUUACUCCGGGAACUGGAGAAUCAGCCUUCACGGGUACACAUGUUUGGAAAUCCAUUUAAAGUGAAGAAUUUCAAUAUGGUGGACGAGGCAGAUGAAGCCAAUUUCGGUCAGCAUCCAGUGAAGAAAAGACAUCACGAGAGUCCGUCGGUAUCUCCAGGACCGAAGCGUCGGAAAGCUGGUCCCUUACCUAGAGACAUUAAGUAUCGCCGCCCGAGUUCUCCAUUACCGGGGACAACGCCCCCGGCCUCUCCUGCUCCUCCUCCUUCCGACACAGACAGUUCCAUGUCAGACACGGAGAGCAUGGAAACGGAAUCUGUUACAUCUGAUGAAGGAAAUGUGUCUGAGGACGAAUCUCCCCUUGUGAUAGCCGAUGUUGAACAAGAAAAAGUGACGAAUCACAUGACUGAAAACAGUGUCAAUCAUUCAAAUUUAACUUCUCCGAGUGCUCUAAAAAACAAUGUGUCAGAAGUGGAGAAUGUUCGUAUCCAUUCACAUUCACAUUCACAUGGACAUGAAAUUAACAGCAAGAAGGAAGCGCUAAUGUGGUCUCAUAAUACAAGGUUACGUCACACACUCUUCAAGGAAAUCAAACGUCCAGGACGCAAUUAUGACGCAUUAUUUAAUCAUCUUAACACCGUGCAGGGAAGUUUGGACAUGAAAAGUGCAUUUGUGCGUGAUGUGAUACGAGAAGCGGGACGUUUUAAGAAAAAGGUGCUUAUUCAAAUGUUAGAACAAUACUGUAAGUCAAUGGUCCAAUCCGAAAGCCGUAAACGGGCUCCCAUUUCUACGGGACAGUGGAAUUCUAGCAGAUGAUAUUAAAUAUUAACGGGGAACAAACUGUUUACCUCCGAAUGGCUGCCCACCAAAAACAGUUGACAGCAUGUUUGCCACUCAACACAUUAAACCUGCCAACACCAUCUUGAGGAUGCCACAAUAUUCACUCUCAAGUGAGCUUGUGAAAGUAAAAUGGCUGGAGUAUACCAGAUAUUGAGAUCAUCUGAAGGGCUGUUCUAGUAAAGCAGAUCAAUUGAAUCCUGCGACUCCAAACAAAAUUUAAGGUCUUUUUCAUGUCCUUUUCUUUAAUUGAAAUAAUAAAUGAAAUUAUUUGAUGUCUCAUUAAGAGUAUUUAGAUCCGGCUGUUGUUUUACUGGAAAUGGCCCUAAUUAUAAAAUAAAAGAAAUAUUAGAUUUUCUAGGAAGGAAAUGAGGGUUUGUGCUAAACUGCUGACGUAAGUUGAUAAUAUUGAAUCUCUUUGAUAGAGUGGUACUUUGACACUUUAAGGCCAUGAUGUUUUACACUCAACAUAGAAACUUGUAGUGUAUUUUAUGUCAGUUUUGAACCCUGUACCUGGCCAGUGGCGAUUAUGCAAAUCGUGAUAUUGUCCCACCAGAUGUUAACUUCGUGAGGAAGUUCCCCAAUGGAAGCAACAAGUAGAACUGAUCAAAGAUGUGCCACACAAGGUCAGCAUUUGCGUCUGUGAUAUUAACUUCAUGCUCAUUUAAUUUUUCCCCAUCCAUUUCACAAAAGACUGUGUAUGUUAUAACUUAUUCAUUUCACUGUAAACUGCAGUGUCAUUCAUCCCGCUGUAAACUGCAGUGUCAUUCAUCUCACUGUAAACUGCAGUGUCAUUCACUAUACUUGCUGUGAUGUCAUCAGUUUUGAGAAUAUAAGACAUACAUUUCAUAUUGAGGUCUUUACAAUAUUGAAGUUACAACAUUUGGAGAAUAUACAUUUAUAAAGGAACCCAGUGUAUAUUGUGUAAGUGAAAUGGGAGAGAUUUGAAUGAAAGGUUGUUGAGAAUGGUUCAGGUAUAAAUAUAUAUUUCUCUGUUGAAUAUGUAAUGUUUAAUAUAUGUUUCAUCUAUUUAUAGAAUGAAAUAAAAUUUCAAAGAUCAA
Messenger RNA from Pecten maximus, 3923 nucleotides. RefSeq names its product integrator complex subunit 6-like. NCBI's taxonomy places the organism in Eukaryota, Metazoa, Mollusca, Bivalvia, Pectinida, Pectinidae. Gene Ontology annotation, cellular component: integrator complex. The record is from RefSeq and is a predicted model, not a curated record. Gene Ontology annotation, biological process: snRNA 3'-end processing. The transcript is spliced from 19 exons. Bases 136 to 2841 code for a protein of 901 amino acids.